AUAUAUAGUUUGGGGCUGCACUCUUUCUUUUCCUUUCUUCCCUUUCUUAUACCUCACUAAAGAUGGACUUUAGGAUGUUGGGCAAAUACACUGGAAUGUAACGGUUACUAUGGUUACAGUGUGGAACCGUUUGAUCGUGUAUAAACGCGCGAGACUAAUAAGACUCGAGAGCUCGUGCCUGUCUUCCUGGAUGAUCACUCAUCAUUAUAUCCAGCAGCCUACUUUUCUUUGUAGACUUAAGAGCUGAAGGGAUGAGAGUGCGUGUGUGUGUGUGUGUGUGUGUGUGUGUGUGUGUGUGUGUGUGUGUGUGUGCGUGUGCGUGUGUGUCUUGUUUGUUUUGCAUGACAGUCUCCAAAAGCGCGUGAAGCGGAUUUACAUCUGGAAGCGGCUUUAAUGAAGCAGUUUGGCGAACUUCUUCUCUUAAUAACCUCCACAGACUCGCAAAGCGAGUCUGUGAACUUUGUCAUCUGAGACACUGUCGUCCGACGCCAUGAGCUGGAGCUUCCUGACGCGUCUGCUGGAGGAGAUUCAAAACCAUUCAACGCCGGUGGGGAAACUCUGGCUGACAACAUUGGUGGUAUUCCGCAUUGUCCUGACGGCAGUGGGCGGAGAAUCCAUUUACUAUGAUGAGCAGAGCAAGUUUGUGUGCAACUCAGGCCAGCCUGGCUGCGAAAACGUCUGCUAUGACUCCUUUGCUCCACUCUCCCAUGUCCGCUUUUGGGUUUUCCAGAUCAUCUUCUCUGCCAUGCCAUCACUCCUAUACAUGGGAUAUGCGGCCAAUAAGAUUUCCCACACCAAGGAGAUACCACGGACGGAGAGGGAUGGAGAUCCAACAGAAGUUGGUUACACACAACGGAGGCCAAGGAAACUGUACUUUGGGGCACGUCAGCAUAGGGCAGGGCAUGAGAAUUCAGAAGAGGGGAGAGAAGAAGAAGACCCGAUGAUUUAUGAGGUGCCUGAGAUAGAUAGCACGCAAAGGGAGAUUGUUCCACCUCGUCCCAAGCCCAAAAAGCGGCAUGAUGGGCGGCGGCGCAUUCGAGACGAUGGUCUAAUGCGAGUGUACGUACUGCAGCUACUGACGCGUUCGGCACUGGAAGCUGCCUUCCUAGCUGGUCAGUAUCUGCUGUAUGGCUUUCAUGUAGCACCCAUCUUUGUGUGUACAGGCGAGCCUUGCCCUCACCGUGUGGACUGCUUUGUUUCACGUCCCACAGAGAAGACCAUCUUCUUGCGCAUUAUGUACGGAGUCAGCUGCCUCUGCUUGUUACUCAACGUGUGGGAAAUGAUUCAUCUUGGAGUGGGCACCAUCAAAGACGCACUGCAAAAACGUCACGCUGCCACAGCAGAAGAAGAAUACGAACUGGGCCUGCUGAGGGCUGGGGACAUGUCUGACCGAGUAAGCGGGCCAGUACUCAGCGAAGGAGAAAUGGUGGAUGAUGUAGGUAGCAGAGUCAGGGAAGCAGACUACGUGGGUUAUCCUUUCUCCUGGAGCACUCCAUCUGCACCACCAGGCUAUAACAUUGUGAUGAAGCCGGAAGCCCUGCCUUACACGGACCUAAGCAAUGCCAAAAUGGCAUGCAAGCAAAAUCGUGACAACAUCGCACAAGAGGAGCAGCAGCAGUUUGGAUCCAACGAGGACAACUUCCCUUCGGCGAGCGAUGCUCGGCCACCACCGAUCAACGAGGAUGCUGUUCAGUUAGAGGCAGCAAUUCAGGCGUAUGCCCUACAACACAAUGCAGGCAACAGCUGUAACGAGAUGCGGAACAACCACAGUAAUGACGAUAAGCCACAAUGUAACAUCCCUACUGUUUCUCAGAAAGAGAGGAAACAUCGGCUGAAGCAUGGCAAAGCAGGCAGUGGCGGGAGCAGCAGCAGUAGCAAAUCUGGAGAGGGCAAACCAUCUGUAUGGAUCUGACAUGAUCUGUAGAGAGUUCCUCUUUGCAAAACCUUACCUGUUUACAUAAACACAACCACACACAUGCACACAUAUUACAGUUUUUAGGUAUACUGUACACAUAAUGUAUACUGUUGUUUGGCAUAGCAUGUUGUAGCUUUUUUAAUAUCUUGUGUGCCUUAUGAUCCAGAAAAUUCUGGAAGACUGAAAGUAUACUUUGAACUGAUCUCCUGGUCUUCCUGAUGUUUGAACUCCGUGAACUCAUUUCUUUAUGAGCGCUUGGCCAUAACGAUUUUUUCUAGAAAUGUAUUUGCUAAAAAGCACUUUGAUGAUACCGGUCUGAGAAGCUCCCGUGCUUUUCUGGGAUUUGGCAGGGUAAUUCCAAACCAAAAUAUUUCUUUAAACUGGGUCUCCGACAUCGACAGAUGCACCGAUGCCAAAUUUUCUAUUCGUCAACCUUUAAUAGAGCGUGAGGUAUCGGCCGCUUCGUAAUACCGAUUUACAGUAUGCGAAACGUCAGAGGUGUCAUGGUGUCAUACGUCAUGUCCGAGCUCUGUGUUUGGUCAUUCAACAGAACCUGUGCUACCGGCAAAUACAUUAACCUUAAUAUUAAACAACUGUUUUAGGACAAUGACAAUAUACUCAUCUAUUAUGAGAUCGCUGAUGUCAGAUUUCAGAGUGAUUUUUAUCUGUGAUGCUAUGACAUCACACUGCCAUGACGUCACACUGUAACAAUUGGAAGGUUGAAGGUUUGAAUCCCAGGUCCACCAAGGUGCCACCACUGGGCCCCUGAGCAACGCCCUUAACCCUCAGUUGUAUAUAAUUUUAAAAAAAGUUAGUCGCACUGGAUAAGGUCGUCUGCCAAAUGUCAUAAAUGUAAAGAUGCAUGCAAACCCAACAUCAGUUCAUUUUCUUGCUGAUCUCAAUGUCCACAUAGAGAACUGACAUAUUUGUGGAAAAAAAAGUCUUUCAAAAGACAUUCUUUUGACAUACCGUCCCGUUCUGCUCAACAGUAGUUGUUUCAGUCAACCAGUAACGUAGAUCUGGUACCAAGCAGUUUAGAGGUGUAGAUCUAGUCCACAAUUACAAUCGUCUCAAAUGUAUCAUUAUUACAUAUUUAUUCACUCUAAGGAGUCUAAUAUCCAGUCACUGUGAUGUCACUGGUAUAUUUUUAUGCCCACACGUGCACUCAUGCUUGAAAAGCUUGUGUAUUGUGUGAAGUCUUCCAUUUUGCCUCAUAAGGCCACAUUCCAAGAUAUUUUUUUCCUGCAUAAGUCUGACGGCAAAACCUGAAUGCUCUGGGAGACCAAAUACUGUUUGUUGGCAUGGAUUCAUCCUGCUGCUUCGCCGUCAUGCUAACGGAGCAUAAAAGGCCAUAUAUAAAUACAAAGAAAAAAAAAACCUGUGAGAAGUGGCGAGGACAAACCCUUUAUUUCAGCAAUACUUUUCUGUAUGUCGAUUGAGGGUGAAAAUUCAUAUAGACAAGAUUUGGCUUGUUUGAUGUAUUCAGAUAUUUCUGUUUUUUUUUUAUCAGUGUUUUUGUAUUGUUGACUUCAAUUCAGUAUUUCGCAUACAUUUUUUGUUUAAGACUGUUUUGUAGUUUAUUUCGUCGAUUAAAAAAAAAAAGAGCUUGUUUUUUUUCUAUGAAGUUAAAGAUGGAACCUACUUUUUAAACUGUGUAUUGCUUAUUCGAUGUCCCGUGCUUCCUGUUUGCUGUCUUUUGACUGGCAGUAAUUCACAAUCUUCCAACCUUGAAAUCUUGAAGGAAAACACGAUUGACAAAGAUAAAUCUGUAUUUGCACUUUGGGGAGAAAAAGAAUGUGAAGAAAUGAUGGUGGCAAAUUUCCAACCGUUACUGGAGAAAGUCCAACUGCAGCUGUGGGAAAAAAACAUUUAACUGUGUGUGAUCAGGCUCGUACGACAGAGAGAGCGGGGACGGAAAACGCCACAAAACCAUUUUUAGAGCAGCUGUUUUCAUUUUUCUGAGCUCCAAGGAACAGAAAUACACAUAUAACACCACGGUGUCCCAUAUAUUGGGUUUGUGUCUGUAUUUAUUCUUAGACUCUGGAAGAAUAAACUCCAUAAAGAUACUUUUUUGUGUGAAGGCUCUUGGCACAGUGCUUAGCCAGCACAUCUUCUCAGCAGGGUCACAACAACUGAUGGCACUGUACACUCUGUAUUACUCUGAAGAGUGUAUAUUCUUGUGCUCGUACUUCCUUCUACUCAAUUAGGAUAUGGCUUUUAAAACUGUACGAUAUCUCUAGAUUAUUCUCCCCUUACUUGUCUUGCUGCCCCUUUUUCUGACUUUUUAAAUUUGAUGUCUUCUUGGUAAAUGAUCUAAAUAAUAAAAAAAAAUACAUCUAUUGUACUUAAAAGAGGAAAAAAAAUGUCUUAUUGUUUUAUUAAUGUGCCAAUCUGUAAUGACCAGUAACAGUAACAAGUACAAUUAUUUCCAUUUUUGGAAAACUCGGUUUUUGGAUUUCUUGAAAAUGCAUGUCCAGAGCUAUUUUGUUAAUAAACAUGAAAAAUGAAUAAACACUUUUCUCAGUUUGA
Messenger RNA from Tachysurus fulvidraco (yellow catfish), 4444 nucleotides. It is a transcript of the gene gjc1, whose product is annotated as gap junction protein gamma 1. Gene Ontology annotation, cellular component: connexin complex. The transcript has 2 exons. Bases 491 to 1912 code for a protein of 473 amino acids. Gene Ontology annotation, biological process: cell communication. The record is from RefSeq and is a predicted model, not a curated record. NCBI's taxonomy places the organism in Eukaryota, Metazoa, Chordata, Actinopteri, Siluriformes, Bagridae.